Asparagus officinalis (garden asparagus) is the source of this 1170-nucleotide messenger RNA. Its product is annotated as charged multivesicular body protein 5-like. The record is from RefSeq and is a predicted model, not a curated record. Gene Ontology annotation, biological process: late endosome to vacuole transport via multivesicular body sorting pathway; vesicle budding from membrane. Gene Ontology annotation, cellular component: multivesicular body. Bases 179 to 883 code for a protein of 234 amino acids. NCBI's taxonomy places the organism in Eukaryota, Viridiplantae, Streptophyta, Magnoliopsida, Asparagales, Asparagaceae. The transcript has 7 exons.
GGAGAACAUUCUUUAGGGGUUAACCGACAAUUAUCAACACACCGUCGAAGCGGCGACCGGAGAAACGAAAGGAGAGCUUCUUCCGUAAGACGCUGGCGAAUUUUUAGUUUCUCAUUCGAUCGAAGGAAUCGCUUAUUAGGGUUUCGAAUCGGAGGAAUCGUGAAAGAGGAGGAGGGAGAUGAAGAGGGUUUUCGGCGCGAAGAAGAGCAAGGAGCCCCCUCCCACCGUCCAAGAUGCCACCGAUCGGAUAAAUAAACGAGGUGAUACAGUGGAUGAGAGAAUUGCAAAGCUUGAUGCUGAGUUGGCCAGAUAUAGAGAACAAAUAAAAAAGACCCGACCAGGUCCUGCUCAGGAGGCUGUUAAAGCUCGAGCUAUGCGAGUUCUCAAGCAGAAACGACUGUACGAAGGACAGCGUGAUAUGUUGUACAAUCAGACAUUCAACCUAGACCAAGUUACUUUUGCUUCUGAAGGAAUAAAAGAUGCUCAACAAACUGUAUCUGCAUUGAAAUCAGCGAACAAGGAGUUGAAAGGCAUGAUGAAGACUGUGAAGAUAGAUGAUAUUGACAACAUGCAAGAUGAGAUGAUGGAUCUGAUGGAUGUUAGCUCAGAGAUACAAGAAUCCCUUGGUCGAAGUUACAAUGUUCCAGAGGAUAUAGACGAAGAAGAGCUUAUGGGUGAGCUUGAUGCCCUAGAAGCAGAUAUGGGAACAGAGACUGAAUCUGAUUCAGUUCCUUCCUACCUUCAACCAGAUAAAGAACCUGAUUUGGACGCAGAACUCAACUUUCCUUCAGCUCCGACAGGGCAUCAACCCAACAGACAGAAUGCCCAGGCAGAGGAUGAAUUUGGUCUACCCGCUGUGCCUGGAGCCUCUAUUCGCGGUUGAGAGCAAGCCAUAGCAGAUAAAAUUCGUGUCAAUACAACGCUGUUCUAUUUGGAGAUGCAGCAUACUUGUACCGGUACGAAUUUAUGACGUUGGUAAAGUGAGCCUACUCAUUUUGUGAAUAUGCUUUGUCUGUUCCGAACACUAAAACGUAACUACUGUUAUUUUGGAGGCAUUUCGUUAUGGUGAUUCUAUUAUCGUCUUCCGUUGUAUAUUUUGUCGCAUGACGCUCGUUUCUGUAUGGCUUUUGAAUGGGUCUGACAUUAAUCGCUUGUGAAAUAUUUUCCGCA